UGCACCGAAGAAGAGUGUAUGUUAAUGUUGAUAUUAGAGAUGAUUUCACUUCGCAUUAUAGGUUCUUGUCUGAACAAAGAGGACCGACGAGACGGUGUAUGAAACAGAAAUGCGGUAUUUGUUUUACAAAACUAUCACUACAAGUUUAGAGUCGUAGGCUGGGUUACAUCGUAUUCGUAAGGCUAACAUAGGCAGACGGCACCGGCGGAAGGGGCUACCUCUCGCACGCACCCCGCCGAGGACUUGAAGUAGCAACGCACAGUGAAAAAUAGGAGGAAAAAUCAAGCAUGGCUCCGGUCCUCAGUUCUUCUGAAACGGACCAAUCCCCAUCAGGCCCUGAAACGGACCAGUCUUCAUCAGACCCAGAACCCGAACUGUCUCCUGCGGACCUGGUGCGUCUGUGCCGGUUCCGGAGGGCGUCAGUGGUGCUGGUGGACUGCUGUAGAACUGAAGAACAGCCAGUGAAGGAGGAGGAGAACAACACAGAUGGAGAUCAGCCCAAGACCCGAAAUCUGCCGUUCUCUGGUUCCCAGUCCAGAAAGAAGCUCAAAACACACCUGCACGCUCUCACUGAAGAAAGGACACAGCAGUCCGCGGAGUGUGGAGAGAGUUCAACUGCCCAGUCAAGCUUCAAAGGUCCCCAGCGCACUCACAAAGGAGAGAAGCCAUACCAGUGUGGUCAGUGUAGCAAGCGUUUCAGCCGGGAGUCUAGUUUACAUAAACAUGUAUGCACCGGGGAGAGACCAUACCUCUGCACUCAGUGCGGCCAGAGCUUCAGUCGAGAGGAUCGUCUCAACUCACACCUGCGCACUCACACGGGAGAGAGGCCGUACCCAUGUGGCGAGUGUGGCCGCAAUUUCAUCGACGCUCGAAAACUCAGAAGACACCAGCGCAUGCACACGGGAGAGAGGCGACACAGCUGCACUCAGUGUGACAAGAGCUUCUUUGAAGCAGGACACCUCAAAAGUCACGAGCGCACUCACUCGGGAGAAAGACUGUACCUCUGCUCCGAGUGUGGCAAGACUUUCGCGACUCGGUCAAGCCUCAGCAUACACCAGCGCAUUCACACAGGGGUGAAACCAUACAGCUGCACUCAGUGUGGCAAGCGCUUCAGUCGAGAGGAUAAUUUAAAAACGCACUUAGGCACUCACACAGGAGAGAGACCGUACACCUGCCCCGAGUGUAGCAAGAGUUACACCCGAGAGGACAGUCUCAGAAUACACCAGCGAACUCACAUGGGAGGAAAGCCGUUCAGCUGCACUCAGUGUGGUGAGGCCUUCAGGCAGUACGGAGAUCUCAAAAAACACCGAAUCAUUCACAAGGAAGAGGGGCUGUUCCAUUGUCCGCAGUGCGACAUGAAGUUCCUUUACGUGGGGAAACUCCAAUCCCACUUGCGGACCCACACAGGAGAGAGACCGUACCAGUGCACUCAGUGUGACAAGACGUUUACUCUGAACGGAGAGCUCAAGAGACACCAGCGCAUCCACACAGGAGAGAGACCGUACCAGUGCACGCAGUGUGCCAGGAGCUUCAUCGAAGUGGGGAAACUGCGGAGACACGAGCGCACCCAUACUGGAGAGAGACCAUACGUGUGCGCUCAGUGUGGCAAGAGCUUCAUUCGUUUGGAUUAUCUUCAGAAACACCAACACACCCACACAGGAGGACACACCCCGUCCUCUUGACAUCGCCCAAACAACGCCAGCACACUCAACCGAUCCAGCGGACGAUUGACCACACUGACACUGAUUUUAGAAAAAAUGGCUCCGGUCCUCGGCUCUGAGGAGGACCAGUCCCCAUCAGACCCAGAACCGGACCAGUCCCCAUCAGACCCAGAACCGGAUCAGACUCCAUCAGACCCAGAACCAGAUCAGACUCCAUCAGACCCAGAACCAGACCAGUCCCCAAAAGACCCUGAAAUGGACCAGUCUUCAUCAGAAUCAGAAACAGACGAGUCUUCAUCAGAUCCAGAACCCGACCCAUCCCCUGCGGACCCAGAACCCGAGCUGUCCCCUGCGGACUCAGAACCUGAACUGUCCCCUGCGGACCUGGUGCGUCUGUGCCGGUUCCGGAGGGCGUCAGUGGUGCUGGUGGACUGCUGUAGAACUGAAGAACAGCCAGUGAAGGAGGAGGAGAACAACACAGAUGGAGAUCAGCCCAAGACCCGAACGCGUGCGUCCUACCGUUCCCGCCGUGGGAGGGGCUUCCCGAGUGCCGGAAAGCUGAAAUGCCACCAGCGCGACCAUCACAAAGGGAAAAGCUACAGAUGCGCCCGGUGCGCAAAGGCGUUCCCCGAGAAAGAGGCGCUCAAAGAGCACAGGCGUACGCACAGACCUCACCCGUGCUCGCAGUGCGGCAAGACCUUCACCUUCAGCGGAGAUCUCCGACGACACCAGCGCAUUCACACGGGCGAGCGGCCGUACACCUGCGACCACUGUGACAAGAGUUUCAUCGACCUGGGAAAACUGAAAAAACACCUGCGGACCCACACGGGAGAGAGACCAUUCCGCUGCGGCCAGUGCGACAAGAGCUUCACCGUUAACGGAGACCUCGUAAGACACACGCGCAUUCAUACAGGAGAGAGACCGUACAGCUGCGCGCUGUGUAGUGGGAAAUUCAUCGAUGCGGGAAAACUGAAGAAACACAUGCGCACGCACACCGGAGAGAGACCACACCACUGCGGCCAGUGUGGCAAGAGCUUCGCUCGGGCGGACACUCUCAAGAAGCACCAACAGGCCCACAAAGGAGAGAAACCAUACCUCUGCACGCAGUGCGGCAAGAGCUUCACGGCGCUGUCGAGCAUGAAGCUCCACCAGCAGAUUCACGCCGGGGAGAAACCAUACCUCUGCAACCAGUGCGGCAUGAGCUUCGGCCAGGAGGACAGCCUCAGGAAGCACGCGCGCACUCACACCGGAGAGAAGCCGUUCGAGUGCGAGGAGUGCGGCAAGCGCUUCGGCCGCAAGGACAGUCUCAAGCUGCACCAGCGCACGCACACAGGAGAGAAACCGCACCGCUGCUCCCUGUGUAGCAAGAGCUUCGCCCAGGUGGGCACGCUUGCGUCACACCUGCGCACGCACACAGGAGAGAAGCCGCACCGCUGCAACCAGUGUGACAAGGGCUUCACCAGAGAGACCUACCUCAGGCAACACCAGCGCACUCACAUUCACUUAUGAGUCUGCCUACACACACACACACACACACACACACAACCUCAGGCGACACCAGCGCACUCACAUUCAUAUAUGAGUCUGCCUACAUACGAGUCUGCCUACACAUACACACACAUGUUUUUUUUACCUUAUAGGAGUUUUUUUGAAGAGACUGUUUUUCAUUUACGGUGGAAUGUUGAUUGCGGAUUUAACAUUAAUAAUCCUGUCCAAAAUGAUGCAUAAAGAUAAAGGUUUUGUUUGUGUUUGUGACCUGUUCAAGAUAUGUGCUGUAACAAUCAUGCUUUGAAAUUGCCAUGUUUUUUUCUGUUGAUCUUAUGUCAUAUUUGUAAGUCUCACACUGUCCAUAUCUUUCCAUAAAACUUGCCGGAAGUCAUAAUUU
Alosa sapidissima (American shad) is the source of this 3546-nucleotide messenger RNA. Its product is annotated as zinc finger protein 420-like. Lineage: Eukaryota; Metazoa; Chordata; Actinopteri; Clupeiformes; Clupeidae. Gene Ontology annotation, molecular function: RNA polymerase II cis-regulatory region sequence-specific DNA binding; DNA-binding transcription factor activity, RNA polymerase II-specific. The record is from RefSeq and is a predicted model, not a curated record. Gene Ontology annotation, biological process: regulation of transcription by RNA polymerase II.